AUGCGACACUGCAAUGGCUAGUUUGUGGCACAUUCGGGUAAGUAUUUCCUGCAACUCCAACGCGCCGUGUUCUAUCAGAGCAAUAAGCUUCCACAUUGGACGCAAAACACGGGGAAGUGGAGAAGACACGUUCAUUUGAUAAUCACCGAUGACGUCGGGGCACCAUGCGGCUCCGGAAACUUUCCCUAGCAUCUCUCCCCUCUUUGUCUUCCUAGAGUCGUCUCAUGAUACGUAAAACCACAAUACUCAGAUCCCAUCGAUCCAUCAACGAGAUGGCCAACAUCCCAGAAUCAGACAACGUGGUGCGCGUCAAGCUUGUCGAUACGACAACUGCCAUGGUCGGCGUGGCCGAGUCCUUCGUUCAGCCAGUCGCCAAGGGGCACGAAGUCAUCAACUUUUGCUCGCUAGCUUUCCUCCUUGAACAUGAGAAACUCGGCAAAAAGGCGAUGUUUGAUCUCGGCGUCCGGAAAGACUAUUGGAACUUGCCCAAGGGUGCCCAACAAGGAGUGCUGGGACCGGAUAGCGUCAUCUUUGGCAUGAGUGUACCAAAGGGCAUUGAUGAGGUCUUGACGGAUGGAGGCGUAGAUCCAGAGUCGAUCGAUUAAGUCAAACCCCCCACUUCCUGGCACCCCCCUGUUUCUGGCACCACAAAAACGAUGGG
This is a messenger RNA of Colletotrichum phormii, 661 nucleotides long. RefSeq lists its product as uncharacterized. The coding region runs from base 225 to 605 and encodes 126 amino acids. The transcript has 2 exons. The record is from RefSeq and is a predicted model, not a curated record. Lineage: Eukaryota; Fungi; Ascomycota; Sordariomycetes; Glomerellales; Glomerellaceae.